AGGAGAGUAGAGGUGUUGAAUGUGGUGUCACCAUGCUCUAACCACUGUUCUGUGACUGAGUGAACGCCUGGAUGUGAAAUAGUAUCCACCUACCUGCUCUCACCUCCACUCUCCACUCUCUCCUGCCCUGAGUCCGAUGGCAAAGCAUGACCCGAACGAACCCCCGCCUCCUUACUAUUCUGUUGCUGCUCACACCCAGCCCCCCCUCAAGACCUAUGAGGAGGUGGUGUACGGUGUUGGUCCAGACCUGACACCCUCCACCCAGCCACAUUACAUCCCCCAGUAUCCACCAACUGUGAUUGUUCCCCAAGUCACACGGACAUGCAAACCCCCCAGCAGUAGGAAGAAGAGAUGCUGUGAGAGUAAUGCCCAGUGUUACGGAGGGUCAGGGGGAGUCUUACUGGUGCUCGCUCUGCUGGCACUGGCCAUCUGGCUUGGAGUUCGUUACGGCACCAGGCUGGCAACAGCAGUGAUCCUCUACAACGAGGGCAAUGAUCACAAAGAUGAAAAUGUACCUUUGCCAAAUUAUGACACCUGCCCAAACAAUACCGUCCAGUGUGAUGGGAUAAGAGACUGUCAACUGGGCACUGACGAAACUAAUUGUGUGAGGUUUGGUGAGGACAGCAGUCUGCAGAUCAGGACAUCUCAAGAUGGCCGCUUCCUACCAGUGUGCUACAAAGGCUGGAACCUUAGCUAUGCUGAACAGACCUGCGCUCAGCUGGGUUUCAAAAAGCCCUUUGUCACCAGAGCAAUUAAAUCCCAGGGGUCCAUUGGAUUAACAUUGACCGGCAGAUCAUCUUUGCCUAUCCAGGGUCUGGUAAAAAUCAGUCCUUCCUGUGAAAACCAGGAGACCGUCUCCCUGCAGUGUGUGGACUGUGGGCGGCAGCAGUCUACAUCCCGGAUCAUUGGGGGCAGCGUAGCUAAGACAGGUCAGUGGCCCUGGCAGCUGUCGCUCCACUUCAGAGGAUCCCACGUUUGUGGCGGAGUCCUGAUCUCUCCUGAAUUUGUGCUGACCGCUGCCCACUGCUUCCCAAGAAGCGACUCUUUGGCUGUCUCAGCGCAGCACUGGAAUGUGUAUGCUGGAGUGGUGUCCCUGGACAGUCUGCCUCAGCCUUACCUGGUUCAGAAGAUCCUGCUCAAUGAGAACUACAACAGCAACACUAAUGACCAAGAUGUUGCUUUGCUCAAACUUACAUCUCCAGUUCUUUUCAAUGAUAAAGUUCAGCCAGUUUGUCUGCCAACUUCUGGCCAGCGAUUUCCCCAUGGAACCAAAUGCUGGACCUCGGGCUUUGGUUCCACUGUGGCAGGAUCAGGCAAGGUCUCCAAGGAUCUGAUGGAAGUGACUGUGGACAUCAUUGAUACACAAGUGUGUAACAACCCCCGUGCGUAUGGAGGCACUGUGACCGCAAACAUGCUCUGCGCUGGGGACCUGGAAGGAGGCAAGGACUCCUGUCAGGGUGACAGUGGUGGACCUCUGGUGUGUCGGGGAGACAGCCGCUGGUACCUGGUGGGGAUCACAAGCUGGGGAGCUGGCUGUGGCGAAAAAAACAAGCCCGGCGUUUAUACCAAAGUCGGCAGUGUUCUGCCCUGGAUCUAUAGCAACAUGCAGCAAGAGAGGCCGUGAUGUCCUUUUGUCUUCUGCGGGUGGUCUGCUCCCCUGCUUCCCCAAUGAACCCUGCACUAUGAAGUCGUCUUAGGGAGAUGGAUGGACUUGAACAUGGAUGAACGAAUUGAUGAGGAGAUGCUGUAGACAGAAAGACAGGCGGAUGAAAAGGGGGCGGGGGAGUGGCAGCGCGACUAAAUGCACAAGUCGAACACGGGACUUCUGUCUUGGUGUUCCGCGUCAUCUACUGUAUAUUCAUCCUCUGUCACAUGGCUGUUUUCUCUCCUACCUGACCACACUAAUCGAUGCAGUGACUUCAGUCUUGCAUUCUUAAUUUGUGUCCUCUGUCUCUUGGUGUCUCAGUCAUACAGUACACUUAUGUUUACCUACAGUACAUGUUAAGCGAGCUCUAAAGAUGGCUGGCCCUUCUCUUAUGUGUUCUGUGCCAUUCAAACAAUCCACUGUACUGUGUUCUCUCUGACUGCUUUGAGAAUGAUCCUCUUUAAGAAUGAUUUAUGAUUGUAGAGGUGUGUUUUUUUUUCCCCUCAGGGACACAUCUCAGGCUUUUCUAUGUUAAAUGUUUGUUAACCGUAUUACAAUCAAAAAGGACACUUUAUGUAUUCACUUUAUGAAGAAAAAAAGCAGUGUGACCCUUGACCCCCUUACUGAGCUGGCACUCUGUUGCACCUAAACCUGCUCUCACACUCACACUGUGAAAUUUUUCAGAAACUGUGUUCUCUGUGGCAUAUUUAUGUGGAUUGGCCAUGUUGUUUAACAGAAUUUUCUACUUGUCUAAUGUGUGGGAUCACUGAGCUUUAAACACUGAG
Xiphias gladius (swordfish) is the source of this 2430-nucleotide messenger RNA. RefSeq names its product transmembrane serine protease 13a (gene tmprss13a). The coding region runs from base 137 to 1624 and encodes 495 amino acids. Gene Ontology annotation, cellular component: membrane. The record is from RefSeq and is a predicted model, not a curated record. Lineage: Eukaryota; Metazoa; Chordata; Actinopteri; Istiophoriformes; Xiphiidae. The transcript has 13 exons. Gene Ontology annotation, biological process: proteolysis. Gene Ontology annotation, molecular function: serine-type endopeptidase activity; protein binding.